This is a messenger RNA of Rosa rugosa (rugosa rose), 1848 nucleotides long. Its product is annotated as CBL-interacting serine/threonine-protein kinase 11. Lineage: Eukaryota; Viridiplantae; Streptophyta; Magnoliopsida; Rosales; Rosaceae. Gene Ontology annotation, biological process: protein phosphorylation; signal transduction. The coding region runs from base 230 to 1579 and encodes 449 amino acids. The record is from RefSeq and is a predicted model, not a curated record. Gene Ontology annotation, molecular function: ATP binding; protein kinase activity. The transcript has a single exon.
GUUUAAAACCAAACAAACAGACAACGCAACCCUCUCAACAACGAAGCUUCCUUCAAACCGCAAUUCUCUCCAAUCCCCAUCUUCUAAAUCUCCCCCUCCCUCCUCUCAAACCCUCCAAAACCUCUCUCUCUCUCUCUCUCUCUAUUUUUCGCUAGCUCUCAAUCUAAUUACAAACUCUUUAAUUUCAUCAAAUCUGGUCGGCGCAGCCUCCGGUUCGGUCUCUGGAACUAUGUCAGAGACCGAACAGCAGCAGCAGCAAGUAGUGCUCCGAAUCCCCGACAAUGCCCUCUUCGGGAAAUACGAGCUCGGCAAGCUUCUCGGCUGCGGCGCGUUCGCGAAGGUUUACCACGCGCGAAAUGUGUUCACCGGGCAGAGCGUGGCCGUGAAGGUGAUCAACAAGAAGAAGCUGAACGGAACCAGCCUCAUGUCGAACGUGAAGCGCGAGAUUUCGAUCAUGCGGCGGCUCCGCCACCCCAAUAUCGUCAAGCUCUAUGAGGUCAUGGCUUCCAAGAGCAAGAUCUACUUCAUCUUGGAGUUCGUCAAGGGCGGCGAGCUUUUUGCUAAAGUUUCAAAAGGGCGGUUCUCGGAGAAUCUCAGCCGCAAAUACUUCCAGCAGCUGAUCACCGCCGUCGGGUACUGCCACUCUAGAGGAGUCUACCACCGCGAUCUGAAGCCGGAGAAUUUACUGGUAGACGAGAACGGGAAUUUGAAAGUUUCGGACUUUGGACUCAGCGCGGUCACGGGUCAGAUCCAACCCGACGGGCUCCUCCACACGCUUUGUGGGACCCCGGCUUACGUUGCGCCGGAGAUUCUGACCAAGAAAGGCUACGACGGAGCCAAGGUGGACAUUUGGUCCUGCGGUAUUAUUCUUUAUGUAUUGAACGCCGGGUAUCUGCCGUUUAACGACCCGAACCUGAUGGCCAUGUACAAGAAGAUUUACAAGGGGGAGUUCCGGUGCCCAAAGUGGAUGUCGCCGGAUCUGAAGCGGUUCUUGGGUCGGAUUUUGGAUACCAACCCGAUGACCCGGAUCACCGUCGAUGAGAUCCUGAACGACCCGUGGUUCAGAGGAGGCGGCGAGUACAAGGAGAUCAGUUUCUACGACGAAGAUUACGAUAAAGGCGAGGAGGAGCAGAAGGCCAUUACGAGCUUGAACGCUUUCGAUAUCAUUUCGUUCUCGGUGGGUCUGGAUCUUUCCGGGUUGUUCGAAUCGAGUAACCCGGUUCAGGACUUGGAGCGGAUCGUGUCGUCGGAGUCGGUGGAGACGAUGGUGGGGAGAGUCGAGGAGUUCGCUAAACAAGAGAAAUUAAGAGUGAGGAAGAAGAAGAAUUGGGGAAUGGAGAUGGAAGGGCAGAAUGGUAAUUUGGUGGUUGGAGUCGAGGUGUUCCGGUUGACGGAGAGUCUGGUGGUUGUGGAGGCCAAGAGAACAGGCGGGGAUUCUGGGCCUUUCCACGACACGUGGAAGAAGCUCAGGUCCCGCCUGAUUUUGGGCCGCGAAGAAGUAGUCGAAGACCAAUCUUCAAUUGCUUCUUCUUCUACAUCUUCUUCUGCUUCUUCUUCAGCUGUACUGUUGAUCGAGUGAUUUUGGGAAAAUGGUUCUGGGUACAUGACGAUUAAUAAGAAGAAUGUGGUACUUUUGUGAUGGGAAUUUGGUUGUGCUUGAAAUAAAUUAGCAGAAGAUAGUCUAGAGACUACAAUGUACAGAGCUUUUGUGUAAGUGAGGGCUUAAUUAACAGAGAAUGAAGGGUUGGGACUAGAGCUCUCAACUCUGACUCUUGUUUUUUUGCAUUGCCUAACUAUUUGUAUUCGUUGUUUUUGAUCUUUAAUAACUGAUCGUAUUUCACUUGAUUA